GGCUGGGGCCGGUGACGCUGGGGCCAAGCGGCGGGAGCGUGAGGGAGCCGUGUGGAGGCCUCUGCGAGCUCGCCGAGUCGGCGCCAUGAGCAAGGCUCACCCUCCCGAGCUGAAAAAUCGUGUAAUAUGUACCCCCUUUUGCUUUUUCAGAUUUAUGGACAAGAAAUUAUCAUUGAAAUUAAAUGGUGGCAGACAUGUCCAAGGAAUAUUGCGAGGGUUCGAUCCGUUCAUGAAUCUUGUGAUAGAUGAAUGUGUGGAGAUGGCAACUAGCGGGCAACAGAACAAUAUUGGAAUGGUGGUAAUACGAGGAAAUAGCAUCAUCAUGUUAGAAGCCUUGGAACGAGUAUAAACAAUGGACGUGUUCAUCAGAAGAAGAAAACUCCUUCCACGUGUCCCCUGUCCAUAGUACCUGUUUUACUACAAUAUAAAAAUCAAAAAAAAAAAAAAAUCAGGUCACCCGCAUUUUCAUAUUGAACUUUUUUGUUAAAUAAACUUUUAUAAUAGUCAAAAUUGCUUUCUCAGACA
This is a messenger RNA of Nyctereutes procyonoides (raccoon dog), 525 nucleotides long. It is a transcript of the gene SNRPG, whose product is annotated as small nuclear ribonucleoprotein polypeptide G. The transcript has 4 exons. Lineage: Eukaryota; Metazoa; Chordata; Mammalia; Carnivora; Canidae. The record is from RefSeq and is a predicted model, not a curated record. Gene Ontology annotation, biological process: spliceosomal snRNP assembly; mRNA splicing, via spliceosome. Gene Ontology annotation, cellular component: U2-type prespliceosome; U4 snRNP; precatalytic spliceosome. Bases 86 to 349 code for a protein of 87 amino acids. Gene Ontology annotation, molecular function: RNA binding.